AUGAGCUGCGUGAAAAACAAUGAUGUUGUGUUUUUGAUGGGAGACUUCAACGCCAAAGUCUGGAAGGAUCAUGGCAGCCAAGUUGCAGGGAGAUACACGCUUGGAGAGCAGAAUGAAAGAGGUGAAAUGCUUGUAGAGUUUGCUGAAAGACACAAUCUGGUGAUAUGCAAUACCUGGUUCAAAAAGCAUGAAAGAAGAUUAUACACGUGGGUCAGUCCUGGAGAUCGAGUCAGAAACCAGAUAGACUACAUACUUGUAAAAGAAAGAUUCUGGAACACAGUGAAGAACUGUCACACAUAUCCCGGGGCUGACUGCAAAACUGACCACAAGCUAUUGGCUGCAAAAUGCCAGAUAGUCUUGAAGAGCCAGACGAAGAGCAAAGAACAAUACCAACAACUUGACAUUGCAAAAAUCAAAUCAAAAGAUGUGCAAAAGAAAUUCCGAGAAGAACUGGAAAAGCAAAAGGAAGACAAGUUGGAUGAAGAACAAGGUAUUGAGGAAAAGUGGUAA
Planococcus citri (citrus mealybug) is the source of this 510-nucleotide messenger RNA. Its product is annotated as craniofacial development protein 2-like. The record is from RefSeq and is a predicted model, not a curated record. Bases 1 to 510 code for a protein of 169 amino acids. Gene Ontology annotation, cellular component: nucleus. Lineage: Eukaryota; Metazoa; Arthropoda; Insecta; Hemiptera; Pseudococcidae. Gene Ontology annotation, biological process: chromatin remodeling. The transcript has a single exon. Gene Ontology annotation, molecular function: catalytic activity.